AUAAUUUUUUAACAGCUGUUUAGAGUGAAUUAUUCUGGUGCUGGUUCCAGUUUGUAGGGUUGACGGCGGUGAAAGACACCAAGUCCGAACUCUUGCGGCGGAAGCGGUGGAUCUACCUCCAUUCUCAUCCCAUGAACACCAUUCUCCGCCACCGCCUCAGGCUAAGUCCGACACCUAUUCUCUAUUGCUUCCCCAAAUUCCUUUUUUCCCAACCCUUUCACUUUUUCUCAACAACCACUUCUGAGCCCUGCGCCUUCACCUUAUCCUAUCUCAGCAACACCUGCGGCUUCUCGCACGACGUCGCACUGAAACUAUCUAAACGGCUUCGUUUCGAAACCGCAGAAAAACCCGAUUCCGUCUUCUCUUUCUUCCGAACCCACGGUUUCUCCACCUCCCAGAUCUGCCGCAUCUUCUACCAAGCCCCAGAGCUCUUGGUAUGCGACCCCACCAAAAGGCUUCUCCCCAAAUUCCAAUUCUUUGCCUCUAAAGGCGCUUCGCCCUCCGACACCAUUCUCAUCGUCUCCAAGACCGCCCGUGUCCUUCGUUACGGUCUCAACAGCCAUAUCAUUCCCAUCUUUGAACUGAUCCGAACGUUCUUGCCCUCCGACCUAAAAGCCCUCGCUGUUUUCAUCGCCUGUCCCAAUUUCAUCGGAGACGGUCGUGUUGCCUCCAACGUUCAGAUGUUGCUCGACACCGGAGUGACGCACACCGGAAUUCGCUACUUGCUCUGCUCUCGGCCUUCGGUUCUGUGCUCCGACCUGAGACCCGCUAUUGAGGAAGUGAAGUUGUUGGGGUUUGACCCUUUGAAGCUGAGCUUCACUCUGGCCAUUCUGGCUAAAAGGGCUGUUUCGAAACCUCUUUGGGAUGCCAAAGUUGACGUCUUGAAGAAAUGGGGUUGGUCCGAGGAUGAUAUUUGUGUUGCUUUUAGGAACCAGCCUAAUAUUAUGCUGCGUUCCAAGGAAAAACUUAAUGCAGUGAUGGGGUUUUGGGUUGGUAAGCUUGGUUGGGAUCACUCCGUGCUUAUUUCGUCCCCAACGUUGUUUUCGUACAGUUUGGAGAAAAGGGUUGCACCGAGGGCUUUGGUUGUGCAGUAUCUUCUCUCCAAAGGAUUGGUGAAGAAAAGUGCUAGCUUGGCCACACCUUUUGUUUUGUCUGAUGAACGGUUUCUGCAAAAGUACGUGAAACGUUUCGAGGAGAAAACGCCCAGGUUACUAGAGUUAUAUCAGGCGGCACAGGGAACAUGCUAGCAUCUGGUUGUUGAUACUUAACUCAUGGAUACAUACGGACUUUGGUGUAGUUCAUCUCUAACCAUUUGUUUCAUUUAACAGUACUCUUCAAUGGUGGGUAUCUUCAUGAAUUGUGGGAUUGGAAUGCUGCUUGAAUUUCUAGCAAUUUUCUUUUCCAGUUGUGUGCGAGACCAAGAGGCUGCAUAAUAAAACUUCUCUCCUAUUCAAAUUCAGCUAGAGUAGAACUCCUAUUCAGCUAGAGUAGAACUCCUGCAAUGUCAUAAAUGCUUUUAUGGCCUAGAUGAAUCUAUAUAAUCUCAUGACAGGAGGGAGGUUUGAAUCCAAGACUAUGCUAUGAAAUCAAAUCAAACAUAGUGUUAAAUUUCUCGCUCUUUGCCACGUCAAAGGGUAUUGCUUGACAUGCUUCCUCUCUCGCACCUUUCUUAAACAUGGUAUUGAUGGUUUCUUGUGUUAAGUAUUCUUUCCUUAAAGAUGUUUCUAGUACUGUCACUAGCUUCUGCACUUUCUUCUUUCUUAUAAUGUUUUAGCAAAUUUUGUUACAAACCAACAACAGUUGCGCACAUUUUCCUUCUGCAUUUCAUCAUUAACACUGUUGCAAGCUUCCACAUCC
Molecule: messenger RNA, 1857 nt
Organism: Vigna angularis (adzuki bean)
Lineage: Eukaryota; Viridiplantae; Streptophyta; Magnoliopsida; Fabales; Fabaceae
Exons: 3
Coding region: 132-1247 (371 amino acids)
Biological process (GO): regulation of DNA-templated transcription; chloroplast organization
Cellular component (GO): chloroplast
Molecular function (GO): double-stranded DNA binding
Source: RefSeq, a predicted model, not a curated record